AUGCCUGAAGACCUCACCACCGCUGUUGAACUACUGGAUAAUAUAGGAACCACCGUUAAUACGAUCGCAGGUAAUCUUGGAGCCAAUAGACUCGACAGGAGGAGCUUCCGGAAAUAUCUUUGCGAUUACGCUGACCGCGCUGCGUCCGAUGGCCAACUCAUUAAUGCUUCGAGGAAAGACACCCCUCAAUGUGCCAACCGUGGCUUGCUUCUGGCCUACGCCCAUAUGGAGAUGAUAUGCUGGAUUGCAAAAAACAACUAUACCAUCUUAUCUACGUCCGUCAAAUGGUACAGCUGGAGGAAAGUAUGUGCGAAAUAUCGCCUUCCCUUACUUGGAGUUUCGCCGCAAAAUGCCCAUUUAACAAGGCAAUUGCAAAAUAUCAAGAAAAUAGCAGAUCAGGUAUACGCAGAGAUCGACGCAAAAAACAUCCCGGUCUUGCAAGAUUCUGUGAAAUACCGCAAAGUCUCAGUGCGUCCGCCGGUUGAUCCUCAACCAGGAAUGGGCGACCUCGUUCAUCGGGCCACCCUUGCACACAAGCAGCUCUCCCACUGA
Messenger RNA from Penicillium brevicompactum, 552 nucleotides. RefSeq lists its product as uncharacterized. NCBI's taxonomy places the organism in Eukaryota, Fungi, Ascomycota, Eurotiomycetes, Eurotiales, Aspergillaceae. The transcript is spliced from 3 exons. Bases 1 to 552 code for a protein of 183 amino acids. The record is from RefSeq and is a predicted model, not a curated record.